Sebastes umbrosus (honeycomb rockfish) is the source of this 3754-nucleotide messenger RNA. It is a transcript of the gene syt12, whose product is annotated as synaptotagmin XII. The coding region runs from base 562 to 1851 and encodes 429 amino acids. NCBI's taxonomy places the organism in Eukaryota, Metazoa, Chordata, Actinopteri, Perciformes, Sebastidae. The record is from RefSeq and is a predicted model, not a curated record. Gene Ontology annotation, molecular function: phosphatidylserine binding; calcium ion binding; SNARE binding. The transcript has 8 exons. Gene Ontology annotation, biological process: cellular response to calcium ion; regulation of calcium ion-dependent exocytosis; calcium-ion regulated exocytosis.
GUGUGUGUGUGUGUGCAGCAGACAGGUCCUCUGCUGCUGCUGCUGCUGCUGUGGAGCUGCUUGUUGUCGGAGGAGGCUGGUGGUGUUAUUGAGCGGCCCGGCGGUGGAAGUUGCGCUGCAGAGGAGGGACUUUCUGUCUGUCUGCAGUCGGUCGGUCGGUCUGAGGUGUUGAGCUGCUGAGCUGCUGAGCUGCGGGCUUCUUACAGAAAUGCCUCUGGCAGCAGCUUUUCAGACUCCGGAGAGCAGCAGCACAAACACACGGAGAUAAAAAUCAUCUUCUUCAUCACCCUUUUCUUUUUUUUGUUGCUGCUCAUCUUCCUCAUCUUCCUCAGCUGGCCGGAUGCGUUGAAACGGUGUAGAGUGUUAACGCCGUUAUCCACCAUCACCUCCACCACCGGGAUCCAUAGACCGGACCGGUACCGGUGUCAUUGGAUGGAGAGAGGCGCCUGAAGACGGGAGAGAGAGAGAGCGGUGGAGUUGGUCCUACCCCCCCUCCUCCUCCUCUUCCUCCUCCUUCCUCCCUACUGCACCAAAAGAAAACUCCGGGCUGGCUGCAGCACCAUGUCCUCCGCUCAAAGUGGGGAUAUAUCAGGCUACCAUCUGAGUGUGGUGCGUAACCCGCCCGGUUGGGAGGUGGGGAUCUACCUGGUGGGCUUCUUCGUGCUGCUGGCCGUGGCCGGGGUCAACAUCUGGAAGUUGUGGAAAUCUGGAACUUUCCCCGCGCCGUCACCCUUCCCCAACUUUGACUAUCGAUAUCUGCAAGAAAAAUAUGGCACCUCGUUCUCAGAAGUCAGACAAAAGCGAGUGGCUGCCAACAACCACCGGCGGACCUCCUACACCUCCAGCCGCAAACCCAGCCUGGCCCUCGGCGACACCCCGGACGGUUUCAGGGAUCUGGGCCACCUGGAGCUGAUGAGCAGGGAGCUGGACCCGACCGGCAUGCACCAGCUCAACCGAUCCAUCUCCACCGACUCGCUCAGCUCCAUCUCCUCCAUCGCCAACAACUUCGGCCACGACUACACGGUCGGCCAGCUGGAGGUGACGCUGGAGUUUGAGCCGUCCGGGCAUCCGGGUCAGGGGGCGGGAAUGCUCCACAUCGCCCUGCACCAGGGCAAAGACCUGCUGGAGAGGGAGGAGGGAGACUUCCCCGGCUGCUUCAUCAGAGUCUCCCUGGGGCCAGAGGAGCUCAGUGUGGGAGUCACAAGGAUCCAGGCGAAUGCAUUCACCGUGCUUUUCGAUGAGCACUUCUCCAUCCCCAUGGACGUGUCCUUUUUGGAGGAGUACAGCCUGCGUUGUGCUGCUUUUGGCAUCGACGCGGACGAGAGAAACAUCAGCGCCGGGGUCGCAGAUCUCAAGCUGUCAGACCUGGACCUGACCAUCAGACCGUUCAACGCCUGGCUCUACCUUCAAGAUGUCAACAAGGCUGUGGAUGCAGUUGGGGAGAUCCUGUUGUCUCUCAGCUAUCUGCCGACAGCAGAGCGCCUCACGGUGGUUUGUGCCAAGUGCAAGAACCUGGUGUGGACCAACAGCAAGAACACUGCAGAUCCGUUUGUCAAAGUGUAUCUCCUGCAAGACGGCAAGAAGAUCAGCAAGAAGAAGACUUCCACCAAACGGGACGACACAAACCCCAUCUUCAACGAAGCCAUGAUCUUCUCUGUGCCGUCCAUCGUCCUGCAGGAACUCUCCCUGAGGGUGACGGUGGCAGAGGCAACAGAAGACGGCCGGGGCGAGAACCUGGGUCACGUGAUCAUCGGCCCCGAGGCCAGCGGGAUGGGGAUCACCCACUGGAACCAGAUGCUGGCCACUCUGAGGAAGCCCGUGUCCAUGUGGCACCCUCUGCGCAGGAUCUAGCCCUCUUUGUUGCCCCCCUCCCGUACAUACCCGACCUGUUUCAAGUAAAACACUCGCUUCUUCACGUUCCUUUUCACCCUCUCCCCUUAUUUGGUGCCAUGCUUGACACUGUUUUAGUAAGAUAAGAGUUUUUGGCCCACAGGAGGAUAUAAUACUGUGUGGGGUAUGUGUCGCUCUGCUGGUGAGUAACACACCUUAUCUUCAUGUAAGGGGGAGGAAUCUGAAAAGCCAGUGUUUGACUCUGAACUAGUGUUUUUAUUGAUCCCCUGGAUCAAUUAUACGCUUAAAUCCUGUCUUUAGCUUCAUUCUGACUCGGGUGCAUUAUGGGUGAAGGUGGCUUUUAGGAAGGAACAAUGCAUAAUCCCAAAUUACCCAAAUUACACACUGAAAAUUGAUGAGUUUUCAAACGGCGUGCAUCCUUACCUUUUCCCCUCAGCUUGAGAAUCGUCUGAUUCUUCACGACAACAGCUGAAGAGACGUGGAUAAUUUUUUCCCUUCUCAAAAGUUGUUCAGAAAUUUCAGUUUGGACUUUUAAUUAAGAAAAGGAGCCCAGCUUAGGCAGGCGUAACCCCCUCUCUGCAUGGUGCCUACUCUGGUUGUAGCCUCUUAUCGCUGUCUAGAGAAUGACCGACUGGACGGAGGGGUGAAAUCGCCUCUCUUUCAGGAAAAAACACUCAUUUUGUCUUUUCAAACCAGUCAUCGAUUGCGCCUACUUGAUUGAUUUCGUAGCGGUUUUUAGAGCCGAGUCGAGCUAUUGGAUUUGCUUGUGUAAUUUGUUAACAGUGAGAUUGACAAAUAAUAGAGGUUUUUGGUAUGUUCAGUAUUUAUUGUGCUUUUGAAAAAGAAAAAAAAAAUCCAGGUACUCUUAUCCAGGUGAAAUAAUUGUAAUUUGUAGCAGUUGUUACAGGGUGGCCAAAUCAAAUGUAAUCAGCAUAUAAAUAUCAUAUUACAUUGUUCUAUUUUUACCAUGAUUAAUGCAAUACAAGUUGCAUAUUUAACAGUGUAAAUAGUGUACUGCAUUCUUCACAUUGUCAUUUAUUUCCUCUUAAAUUCUGGGUGCAAAUCAUGUUUUACAUAGUAUUACAACUUUAAUAGACUCCAAGUUCAUUUACACAACACUAUAUUUAACACCAUUAUUGUCGCUGAUCAAUGACUUAUUAUCAAAACACCUCUGGGAAUUUAACUUGUGAUGUAAAGUAUACUAACCCCUUUAAAUGGGUUUACGGUUCCUUUUGUCUUAGAGGAAACACCUUGAUAUUCUGAAUUCAUCUGUAGUUGUUUUUCACCAGGCACUCAUUUUAGCUUUUAUCAUUAAGACACAGUGCAAACUUCUUGUUAGCACUGAUAAUGUGUUCCUGGUUAAAACCAACAGGAGCCACUUUACAGCUUGAAGCCUGAAUGGUAAAAAAAUGACGGUUAAAAUGAAGAUAAUGUGACAGGGGUCUUAUAAAAGUCAGAAUGUCAAGGUGGCUUUUUAUCUGUCUGAGAUAUUCUCUACAACAUUGUGCAAUAGUGCUGUUUUGUUGUAACUCUUUGAAUGUGAAUUAUCAUGUGAAAUAUCUGCUAACUCUAAAAGCAUCAUCAGCCUCGUGCACUGUGGUGAUUUUUCGUUUUAAUCAAGCAGAACCUAGUCUACAUUUUCUUUUCUGAUUGCAUUCCUCACCUCACUUUGAAAAUCAAUCCAAAAAUAACACACCCGUGGUCAUAACAAUAGACGAUAUUUCCUACUGUGCCAAAUAAUGAAGCAAUAUUUUCAUUUACAAUCAGCAUUUGCAUUCGAUUCAACAAAGCUGUAGCCUACAUUUGACCAUGCAUGAAGUUAUUUAGCACUUGAUGUGAAUGUGCCUCAAGAAUACAGUGUAUUGUGUGAAUGCUGUUUGAAAUAAAAGCAAUUCAACAGUAA